GUGGUGCAAGCGGCACGGGGUGGAGCCACAGCGGCUGAUGGAGAUGGCAAAGCUGCACCGCCAGUUCACACAAAUCCUGCUCUCCACUCGCCUGCUGCGAUCCCCAGCACAGAGGCGGCAGCAAAUGCAGCAGGGGAGGAAGCGUGGUCGGUGGGACAGAGAAGGGAGUGAGGCGGGUGAGGGGGGCCUGGGGGGUGACAGGAAUGGAGCGAGGCACAGCAGAUGGGAUCGGGACGAGCGGCGGCAGCAGCUGAUGCAAGUCCAGCGUAUGCGGCAGGCGAGGGAGAGGGGCCAGAAGCAGCUGCGCCUCAGGGCACACAAUGACGAAGAGGAGGAGGAGGAGGAAGGAGGAGGGAGUGGUGAGGAGGGGAUUGCAGGUGCCGCUCUGUACCCCAACAUAGCCAUUGCCGAUGCGCACAACGGCAUGCGGCGAGAGAGCGACCAGUUCUUCCACACGCUCCACGUCAACAGCGCGUGCAUCCACCCGUGCAGCAGCCUGUGCGGCUCAGAUGCUCCCAUCACUGCGAGCGAGCUACUAGUGUACGGCACUCUCUUGGAAACCACCAAGCUCUAUCUCUCCAAUCUGCCUCUGCAUCAGUACGCUGCUUGCUUCUCCCUCUUUCUGUCCCUCGUUCUUGCCUGCUUCUUGGAACUGCCAAGUUCAUGCGUGUCUGCCUGCUGUCUUUCUCUCCCGUGUUCCCCCCCCACAGAUGCGCAUACCAUCGCUGCCAGCGCUGCUGCUCACGAAUCUCUCCAUAGACGCCUCGUCAUGGACGAAGCUCGCAGGCUGCUCGUGACAGCAAUGACCAUCCGUCAGGACAUCGCGUCUCUCCUCCACCAGCGCCUCUCAGCGUUGCGCCCUCACACCCUGCCACAGCAGCAGCAGACGCAGCAGCAGCAGCAUCAGAGCCACGCCAGUGAAUUUCAGAUGUACAGCCGCACAUCACACGAAGCCGUCACCCAGGCACCAGCGCUCUGUGAGUGGACCUCUGGCUGCCAGGGUGCUGGGGAGGAGCAGCAAGGGGAGCAGGAGGAGGGGCAGGAGGGUGAGGAGAAGGGGGAAGAGGAGGACGGGGGUGCGGAUGCGCAGGUGAAGGAGCUCGCAGGUCGCAUUGCCACCUUCCUGCAGUCCCCUGUGCCCUUCUCCUGCCGCCAGCUCACUCCCAUGGCCGCUGCUGCCCUACUCUCCCAUACGGCUGUCUCAGCAGCUCCAGCCAACGGUGGAGCACAUGAUGGCACACAUAGAAUUGCUAGUGCUGAAAUCGGGGCAACAGAGACUAGGGAUGGUCGGCAGAAAAGCACUGGGCAGGCAGUGACAAAUGCAGCAGUGAAUGCAGUGCAAACUGCGGAAGGGAGUGUAGCGGUGGCAACGGCAGAAGCACUGGUGGAGGAGGCAGAGGCAGCACUGCGGGCAGCAGAGGCGUCCAAGAGCGGGAAAGCUAUCAUCAAGGGCGGCAUUCUCGUGACGCCAUUCCUGCGCAUCGGGUCAAUUCCCUCGCAUGAGACAAACGUCGCCACACAGGCGUCGCUGCACAUGCGCAGCCACUGGCAGUGCCCGCUCUGCAGUGGCAAGCUCAUCCUCACUCUCCCUGAAACUGUCGACCACCUGCGCGCAUGUGACUUCCUUCCUUUCUUCUGGUUCCCUUCCGCUGCUGCUGCUGCUGCCGCUGCUUCUCUCCCUGGCACAAUCGGAAGCAGCAAAGCUGUAUCAGGGCAGGCGGGAGAGAGCGGGGAAGAGAGCGAUGGGUCUGAUGAUGAUGAUGAUGAUGAUGAUGAUGAUGAUGAUGCCCUUGCUGCUGAUGGCGAGGAGGAGGAGGAGGAGGAGGAGGAGGAGGAGGAGGAGGAGGAGGAGGAGGAGGAGGAGGAGGAGGAGGAGGAGAGGGACGAGGGUGACAGUGAUUACAGCGAAGGUGCUCCUGUUGCGGCCAUGCAAGAAGGGGCGGAGGUUAAUGGCAGGACAAGUGGGACGUGCCAGGCAGGAAUGCUGUUGGGGGUUGAGGGGUUGCGGGAUGCAGAACAGCAGGGGGAGCAGGGGGUGAGUGGAGGACGAGGAGGAGGAGGAAGGGAUGGAGGGGAGGGUGGCGGGGAGAGGGAAGAGCAUGUGCAAGGGGUGUGUGAGCGGGUGAAGCGAUGGGUGAAUGCGUAUGUGCUGGGGUUGGCAGGCAGAGCACGGAGCAAGGGGAAGAACCACAUCAAGGGUGAACCGGUGGCGCACAUGGCUAUGGAGCUCCGCACCCCCAUCGUCUACUACCGCCCUGACGGCCCCUCGCGCUACCUCAAGGUGUACGUGUACCAUGCACGAGCCAUGCCAGCUGUCGCAAAGGCAUUAGUGGAGGCAGCAGAGAAGAACCUCAUGGCGUCUGAGGGCCUGCAGUGGCCACGUGGCAGUGAGCCUUUUGAGGAUAACAUCAAGCUGCCCAUGCGGUUCCUCGCAGAGACCUCUCUGGCCGGGGGGGCGUGGUGUGUGCUGCACGCACCACACAUACUGCCGGCGCGGCCCUCUGCUGCUGCAGCACCAGCUCCUCCCGCACCGCCCUCUCCUUCGCCCUCUCCGUUUCAUUCAGCACCAUCGACUGUGCCACCCAACACGGCAGAAUCACAUCUCCCUGGCAACAGCACUGCAGUUCCCAGCCGCACUUUGACUCUCACUCACUGCCCUCAGUGCAGAGUGGACAUGGCAGCAGCCUGGCUCGGUGGGACCAGCACCGCACAGCACAGCCACAGUCGUGCAUCUGCUGCCAUCGCCUUUGCGCCUGGUGGUGACGGUUGCUCGUCCGUGCGUCCUCUCCGUGCGCGUGUGUCUCGCUGUGCCGUUGAGUGUGUGUCCUCAUGGCGCUCCUUGCAGUCCCUCUCCCCUGAUGUCCUCUCCACUCAUGGCACCCCCGAUGGCGCCCAGGGGGCUUAUGAUGGAAGUGGGGAAGAGAGUGCUGGGUAUUCUGGCAAGGCUGCUGAAGCACCGGAUACUAGGGAGGGAGGGCCCUCGUCUAGUGCGAAAGCCACUGAAACAACUGCAGGUGUUGGCACGGGGGGAGUUGGGGGAAUGGGAGGACUGGCUGAUAGGUCUGUGCUGCAGCUGGCGCCAAUGGUGGUGCUGUGCAUGCAUGUGGUGAGCGGUGCUGGGGGCAGGGUGGCUGCUGGGGCUGCAGGAGGAGUAGCGGGUGGGCAUAGGAAAGAGAAUGGGAGUAGAGGAGGCGUGGGGAGGUUUGGUGCUGGGAGUGGGUUAGGGAGGGGUGGAGGAGAGAGCGGGGUGAAACGGGGGAGAGAGUUGGGGGACGAGGGGCGAGGCGGAGAUGGGGAUGAGGGAGCAGGGCGGGCAAAAAGAGGGAGGGAAACGGUUGCAGAGGGAGGGGAUGCAGUGAGAGAGGAGGAUGGUGGUGGGUUGGGUGAGGCUGGUGAGGCUGGUGACAGAGGUGAGAGGGGUGAGGGGAGUGAGGAGAGGCAGGAGAAGACAGCAACAGCGCGUGGCUUGUUUGGUGUGAGUGCUGGGGAGGGCAGAAACGCGGACGAGACGCAAAGGAGUUCUGAGUCGCCUCCAGCAGGGACAAAGGCAGAGGGUGUUGGCACAGGGUUGCGAGGUGCAGGUGCGAAUGUGUGGUGGCGGCCGCAUGGUGGUGGUGCUGUGAGUGCGAGGGGGAGAGCUGGUGGGGGCUCGGUGGGACUCGGAGGUAGGGGGGAUGUGAGCAGUGGGGGUAAGGAGAGCGGGGGAAAGCAUGGUUCAGGCAGAGGGAAGGGGCAGGGGAAUGGCAAGGGGAAAGGGAAAGGGAAGGGGAAGGGGAAUGGGAGAGGGGGGAGAGGAAGCGGAGGAAGAGGAGGUGUAGGAGGGAGGAUGAGUCCUGUUUCAGGAGGGAGUGAGAGAGGUGGCGGAACAGAGCGAGCCGAGAGGAUGGAGAGGCCUUUUCACUGGUGGUUUGGGCUGCGACCAGCGGAGGGGAAGGAGCAGAGUGGAAGCAGUGGCGACACCAGUCAUGUCCGCUCCACUCCUCCUGUUCAUACCACCCCACCUUCACAUGCCACCCUGCGUUCACAUGUCACCCCGCCUUCUACCUCUAGUCACCCCUCCCCUGCGUCCUCUUCCCCCCAACCCCCCCACACCACCAUGGCAUCCACCUAUCAUCUUCCUCCACCCUCUCCCUCCCCGCCCGCCACCUCACAAUCCGCCCCAGACGCCCCUCGUCCCCCCCUCCAUUCCCCCCUCCCCCCUUCACGCGUCCGCUCGCCUUCCCCUGCGCAGUCUCCCCUUCCGCCUCCCCUUCACUCUCCCCUCCCCUCCCCCCUGCCUGCUCCGCCUGCCCCCUCCGCUGGGGACAUUGAAUCGCUAGGGCUCAUGCUUGGGGGGGGCACCACUCAGGCUAGUCGGGAUCCCAUCCUUGCUAUAGCGCACGUCAUUAGUGGCACAAGGCGGGUGGGAGGGAGAGGGAAAGGGGUUAGAGUAGGGAUGGUGGAAGGGAUAGGUGGAGGAGGGGAGAGUGGGGAAGAAAGGGAGGGUAGAGAGAAAAGGGAGGGUGGAACAAUGGAGCAUGGCUGUAUGGAAGACAGAGAACGAGGGUUCGAGCAUCGGGUGUUGAUUUUCACCCAUUCUACUGCUACUGGCGCUGCUUCUGGCGCUGCAGGUGGCGCCGCUGGUGGUAGAAAUGCUGCGGCAAGCGAGGGGUAUGAGGGAAUCUAUGCUGCAAGGGAACUGGAGGGCACAGAGGCGGAGUGGUGCAGGGAGGGGUAUGAGGGCGUGGGGUUUAUGAACAGUGAGAUGUAUGGCUGGGGGCUGCAGCGCGAUCAGGAGAGGGCGCGAGAGAGAAGGCAGGAGAGGGAGAAGGAGCAGGUGCUGGGAGGAAGGGAGGAGGUGCGGGUGUAUAGGAGCGAGAGGGAGAUGUUGGAGCAGUGGCGGCGGUUCUUUGUGUACGAGCUCGACCCCGAUGUGGUGGUGGUGUUCCAGGCCCGUGACAGCUGGCAGGUCCUCAAGGAGCGGUGGGCGGCACUGGGACUAGGGGAGCUGGACGUGGGAAGGCGAGGGGAUGGGGAAGAAGAGGAGGAGGGAGAGACUGGGGAGGAGCGGGAGGCGGAGGGGACGGGAGAGCAAAGGGCAACGGCACGUGCGGAAGAGGGGCAAGGAGGGCGUGCAGGAGGAGGCAAGAGGCGAGCAAGCAAGGGCAGUGGGCCAGUAGGAGGAGGAAGAGGGGGUGAGAAUGAGAAGCAGCGUGGGCGAGGGUUGGUGGUGCGGGGUGUGGUGACGUAUGGCAAGCAGUGGGUGCGGCAGCAGCUGCGCAUGUCCGCCACCUCCAACCAAGAGACCUUCCAGGUGCGAGUGGAGGGGCGGUGCAUGUUGGACCUGCUGCGAGCCAUCCUCACGUCGCAAACCCUCUCCACCUUCUCCCUGCACGAGUGCUGCCAGGUGUUCCUCAAGCGGCCACUGGAGCUGCUGUCGCCGGCGUGCAUCGCUGCCAUGUGGGGCGGUGGUCUGGGAGGGCGCCCACGCCUGCUGCGCUACGCUGCUGAGUAUGCCAAGGUGGUGCACUUGCUCCUGCAGUCGCAGCAAACCCUAGCGGAGACAGUGGAAAUGGCACGAGUCACAGGGCUGUUGCUAUCGGAUGUACAGUACCGGGCACAAAUGGCACGAGUACACAGCCUUCUCCUCCGCACUGCCGGCCCCCACGGCUGGCUGCUAGGCGGUGCCGACCCCUCCGGGAACCUCACGCAGUCGCCCUUCCUGCUGCACCCCAAGGAAGCGCGCACGGCCGGUCUGUACCGCUCUGAACCGGUGGCCGUGCUGGACUUUGCGUCGCUGUACCCGUCGAUCUUUGUGGCGUACAACCUGUGCUGCUCGUCGCUGCUACACUUGGGGGACAGGCACCGCGUGCCCGAGGAGCAUGUGUUUGUCAGCCCAACAGGAGCAGCGUUCACGCGGGCAUCACUGCACCGCGGUGUGCUCCCCCGCAUCUGCGCCGCUCUCAUCGCCGCUCGCAAAGACACGCAGCGCCGCCUCUCCACACCACCACACGCUCCCCGCACAGGAGGAGAGGGAGCCAUGGCUGUGGGUGGGACGGCAGCAACGGGGGCAGAGGCGGUGAUGAGUGCGGAGGAGCGGGCGGCACUGGAUGGGCGGCAGCGGGCGCUGAAGCUGUGUGCGAACGCGCUGUACGGGUUCACGGGGUCCAAUGCGUCUCCUCUGCGCACCGUGGCUGUUGCCGACUCCUGCCUCGGCCUGGGUGCAGCUGCGUGCAUGCAUGCCAAGGACGCAGCUUCCCAGGUCUUUCCCGGGGCAUGUCGGGUGAUCUACGGGCAGACAGACAGCAUCUUUGUUCUCUUCCCUGGGAAGACCCCAGCCGAGACGGCAGCAAUGGGAGCGGAGCUAGCAUGGCGCCUGUCGGAGCUCUUCCCUGCCCCCAUGGCAGUGAAGCUGGAGCGGGUGCUGUGCCCCUUCAUGCUGCUCCAGGUCAACCGCUAUGCAGGACGACAAGUCUUCCCUGUGCCAUCUCCCCCACCACCUCACCAGCACCAAGGCAGCACCCCAGCAGCAGCAGCAGCAGCAGCAGCAGGAUCAGCAGCAGCACAAGAAGAAGAAGAAGAAAAGGACAUGUCGCAGCUGCUGGUGAAGGGCAUUGAGACGGACCGCAGGGACGUGCCGCUGUUUGUGCGCGCCACGUGUCGCGCCGUGAUUCGCCGCAUCCUUCUGGAUGGUGACGUGGCAGCGGCUGCACGAGAGGCGAGGGCGGCCGUGGUUCGGCUGAUGACGGGCGGAUGUAGCAUGUUCGAGCUCAUUAUGACAGGGGGCCUGUGGCGAGUGAACGACAGUGACCUAUCCGCCAUCGCACAGCAGACAGCAGCAGCAAGUGCAGCUGCGGCAGGUAGAGCAUCCAGAGGCCUCGACUCCCCUCAGCGACCAGAGGCAGCAGCAGGCGGGGGAGCAGGGAGAGCGGGGGCCGGGCCGGCGACGGCUGAGGAGGGCCGGGGCCCACAUGUGGCUCUCGCUGCUCGUCUCAAGGCGCGCGAUCCUGACCGUCGGUUUCUUAUUGGGGAGCGGAUUCCAUACAUUCUUCUUGACAAUGGUGCAAGGCUGCAGGCUCUCACUCCUCCCCUCCCCCCACCCUCUCACCCUCACACUCGCUUCCCCCUGAUUCAGAUUUUCCAGCACCUCCUCUCCCCAGAGGACAUGGCAUCUAUCUUUGCACCAGUCCCCUCGUCCCAGCGCCCUGCCAUGCCUCCUGCCUUCUCCACCUCCUCUCCCUCCGCUGCUCCACUGUUCACCUCACCGCACGCCACCUUUGCAUCUGGGAGAGCACCAGGGCAGCAGCAAUCUGCAAUGACGACUUUCUACAAGAAGCAGGCUGCAUGCCUCGCGUGCAGGUGA
This is a messenger RNA of Closterium sp. Naga37s-1, 7342 nucleotides long. The record is from the annotation of a GenBank genome assembly. NCBI's taxonomy places the organism in Eukaryota, Viridiplantae, Streptophyta, Zygnematophyceae, Desmidiales, Closteriaceae.